GUAUUACGAUAAUUGUUAUUGUUGUAGCUUGUGUUUAAAAUGACAUGAAAAUGUUUCUAAAUAAAGUACAUGACCAGAAAGUAGAAUUACUGCGUGCCGUGUUUCGUAAUAUGUAUUUAAAAGAAAAAUGUGAUUACUUAGAUAGUGAAUGCAAGAUGUUGGCUGAUCACGUUCUGUCAAGUCAAGUGACCAAAGCUGAACAAAGUGAGCUAAUAAUUGCUCUAGAAACUGAGUUGUGUAGUUUACGACAAAUUCACGAUCAAAAGCUCCACGAACUAACCAUAGCUCAGGAACAUCUGGCUUCAAUGUCAAUGAUGCUAGAAAAUACGCAAUCAUACAUACUUACUUCUUUAAACGAAAAUAAAUCUAUGAAUGAAGAAUUAGAAAUUAAAGACGACAUGAUAAAGUGUCUUCAGGAAGAAUUAGUUCACGUCCGUUUGCAGGCUGCAGAACAAUGGGCUCUUAUCCGCGAAUUAAGACAGAUAAAAGACGAACUAGAAAAAGAUAAAGAAAUGUUGACAAAGACGAAACCCGAAACGAUUUCACGAUUACAGGAAAGACUUAUGGAAUUUAAGGUAGUGGAAGCCCAGUUUGGUCUAGAGCUUGAUAAAAUUAAACAACUGACGCAACAAAUUAAAGCAGAAGUUGAGUUGCAUAAGAAACAAGUCGAAAAAGAGAAAACUACAAAGGCAGAAGGCAAUGUGCUACUAUCCAAGAAAGGAGUUAUAUGGAAAACUGGCGAAAAUAAUACCGAAAAAACAGAAUUAAAAGAAGAAAUACAAAAAUUGGAAAGCGAAAAAUUGUAUCUUCAAAGCAGGAUACCAAGUCUACAAAAUAAGAUAGAAAUUUUAAACAAACACGCAGAAUACAAAGAAGUAGAGAGACGGAGGCUGCAGGAAAAAUUAGAUAGUUUUAAAGUAAAACACCAGAGUAUAGAAAAUAUUACUUCAGAACGAAGGAGACAAAUCGAUCAUCUUAAAAACAGUGCCUCUGAAAAGGUUUGUGCAAUACGUAAUAACACGGCAGAAAAAAAGCAGAGUAUAGAGGAACUUUCAGAAAAGUUGCAAGAAUUGUCUGAACGACGACAGAGCUUUACAGGUCGUAUUAGAAUAAAAGAAACAACAACAGUUCAGACAUUAGAACAACAAAUUGUAAUAUUAGAAAACAGAAUGAGCCAGUUGAAGUCUGAGACCGUAAAACUAUGUUCAACAAAUCGUCAGAAUGAAAUAAUGUCUGAUAAUAUGUAAUAAGAACAUUGUUCAUUGUUCCAUACCAGUAUAAGUAAAAUGUUUUUUAAGUCGAA
This is a messenger RNA of Zophobas morio, 1303 nucleotides long. RefSeq names its product ecotropic viral integration site 5 ortholog-like. The coding region runs from base 45 to 1247 and encodes 400 amino acids. The transcript has 7 exons. Lineage: Eukaryota; Metazoa; Arthropoda; Insecta; Coleoptera; Tenebrionidae. The record is from RefSeq and is a predicted model, not a curated record.